Messenger RNA from Paramecium pentaurelia, 1426 nucleotides. The record is from the annotation of a GenBank genome assembly. Lineage: Eukaryota; Ciliophora; Oligohymenophorea; Peniculida; Parameciidae.
AUGUCAACAGGUUAUGAACGAAUUGAUCAAGAAACUCUCAGAAGAGACGAUCAACUAAAUGGAUUAUUAUAAAGAAUCAGAGAAGAUGUUAUGAAAGGAUAUAUUGUUGAGGUCAAAACUAGAGCUAAUACCUAUAAUCAAGUAAUGAAGUUAAUCAAAUUAGUUAGACAACAAUUCUAAAUAAAGUUCUAGAUUAUCAUCAAUGAGCAACUCGAUAGUUAAACAACCUAUGAUUUAAUAAAAUAAUUAAGUCAAAGACUUAAAUGAAAUAGCUGUUGUCUCUUAGCGAGAUCAAUAAUAAAUGUCAAAUCUUUCUAAAACAUUCAUUGCUUCUCCCCCAAAAGUUAGAAGUGAGAUCGUGAAACCAGUUGUUUUAAACUAUGAAUUUUCUCCAGAUCAAACUUAAAAUUCUAUACCAUAAAAAGAAGAACUUUAAACUCCUAAAACAAUAUCUCAAUAAUUAGAUGAUAUAGAAAAGAAUGCAGAUACAGGUGAUUUUUAAAACUAUAUCAAAAUCUUAAAGUCAAUCACUAAUUAGCUCUAAAAUUCAAUGAUAGAAAAUGAUCAUGAUUGCAACCAUAUGCUCAAUUAAGCAAUAUAGACUGUUAGAACUAUGUGUUUAUUAACAAGAUUUUAUAAAUAAGUAGGUGAUUUCAAGAAUGCUAUUAAAUAAUUAAAAACUAUAUAGAAACAGUUCAAGAUUUUAGAACCAAAUUUAGAAGGAAAAAUUUUAAUUGAAUUAGGAAAAUUACACUUUCUCAAUUAAGCUUAUUAAAAUGCUCAAUCCACAUUUUAUGAAGCUCUUUAAUAUUAUGAAAAAUUAUAAUGGAAAUCUGAAAUAACUUAUAUAUUGCUGUUGAUGGCAAAAUUACAUUCUUGGACUAGUAAUUGAUAAUUUAUAUUUAGAAAAUUUCGAUCUCUCUAAAAAAUUAAUUUAUGGAGCAAUAGCUAUUCUUAAAGAAUUCGUUCCAGAUGAUCAUGAAUUUAUAGCUGAGGCUUAUGUUUCAUUAGGUGAAUGCAAUUAUAUUUAAAAAAAUACAGAUGAAGCUAUUGAAUUUCUUAUGAAGGCAGUUAACAUUAAAUAUAAAAUAUAUAAGGACUAUAAACAUCUUAAAUUUGUUGAAGUAUUCAAUCUUUUAGGAUUAACAUAUGGAUUAGUGCCAGAUAUUUAAUAAUCACUCAAUUACUUUAUUUAAGCAUUAUAAUGUUUUCAGUAAAAUAUUCAAACAUAAUUAGAAAAAACUGUGUUUAAAGAGCAUAAAUUCUUAAUAACAUAGCUGUGAUCUAUUAAUCAUAAGGAGAUGUAGACAAAGCUAGCAAAUGUCAUUUCAGGGCCAAAGAAAUAUACUCAACUUUCUUACCAAGUUAGCAUAAUUAGAUGUAAAGAUUAAUUUUAAAUUAAACUUGUAUAUCUCCCCCAAUUUGA